AUGUCUUCAAAGAAGAGCUCCCGGAAAGCUUCCAGUCAAAGUCACCGUUCCACACUCUCGUUCCAGAAGACCGAGAUCAUGAUUAAUGUCUAUGAUCUUCUACCUCCCGGUCGUCUGGCCUCUAUGUUGUGGACCGUUGGCGCGUCCCUCCUACAUUCUGGAAUUGUCAUCAACAAAAGAGAGUACGCAUACGGCGGGCAUGACAAGAGAGGCAUGACAGGCGUAUACUGGACAAAGCCCAAGACAGAGCCACCAGGAGGAACUUUCAAAUGUGAAAUUCUACACGGGUUCACAGUUGCCCCGCAGGACGAAAUAGACACAAUCAUCAAGGAAGCUUCCGAGGCUUUUCAGGGCACGUCGUACAACCUACUUACUAGAAACUGCAAUCACUUCACGGCAUACCUCUGCGAGAAGCUGACUGGACGGCCGGGCCCAAGUUGGCUGAAUCGUGCGGCGAGUAUCGGAGUUGCGUUGCCUUGUGUGGUGCCUAGGGAAUGGAUUGCCCCACCCGACUUUGAUACUGCGGACGGGGAGCUGCUGGACGAAGAUGAGCAUAAUGAUUCCCAUGAAGGCUCUAGGAUGCUGGGGAGCACUGAUACCAGUAAGCGAUGGAGCGUUGACAAUGGAUCCAGGAGCUUUGAUGAAGAAUGGGACUCCGAGCAAGACAGAUUACGAAGUGAAGGUGCCAAAAGCAAGGGGAAAGCUCCAGCGAGAGAUACUUCUGGACGUGUUGUUCCCCCUUCAGAAAGAGCACCCACUACGAGAGGUCCAUAA
Molecule: messenger RNA, 774 nt
Organism: Lachnellula hyalina
Lineage: Eukaryota; Fungi; Ascomycota; Leotiomycetes; Helotiales; Lachnaceae
Gene: sdu1
Product: DeSI-like protein
Exons: 2
Coding region: 1-774 (257 amino acids)
Biological process (GO): protein deubiquitination
Molecular function (GO): deubiquitinase activity
Source: RefSeq, a predicted model, not a curated record